Molecule: messenger RNA, 3735 nt
Organism: Lactuca virosa
Lineage: Eukaryota; Viridiplantae; Streptophyta; Magnoliopsida; Asterales; Asteraceae
Source: the annotation of a GenBank genome assembly
AUGAAGAAAGUUAACACACAAGAAGUAGUAGAUGAUGAAAAAGAGAUCUUGAACGAUCAGCCAUUGCCAUUCACCAAGCUUUUAAGCUAUGCAGAUGCACUGGAUUACACUCUAAUGGCUCUUGCAUCCUUGGGCUCCAUCAUCCAUGGGCUUGCUCAGCCACUCGGUUAUUUACUGCUUGGGAAAGCCAUAGAUGCAUUCGGGACUAACAUACAUGAUGAUGCUAAUAUGGUUAAAGCCCUCAAGAAGGUUAUACCGUUUGUAUGGUACAUGGCGUUUGCUACAUUUCCCGCAGGAGUUCUAGAAGUAGGAGGGUGGAUGUAUGCAAGUGAGAGACAAGUAGCACGGAUGAGACUCGCAUACCUGAAAGCGGUUCUUAAACAAGAGAUUGGAGCUUUUGACACAGAGUUAACAAACGGAAAAAUCAUCACUGGGAUUAGUAAUCACAUGAGUAUCAUACAAGAUGCAAUUGGCGAGAAGUUGGGCCAUUUUCUUUCAUGCUUCGCGACUUUUUUUACUGGAGUUGUGAUAGCUUUUAUAUGUUGCUGGGAGGUCGCGUUGCUCACUUUAUUGGUUGUUCCCAUGAUUCUUGUAAUUGGAGCGACUUAUACCAAGAAAAUGAACUCCAUUUCAGCCACAAAAGCAGCCUACUUGUCAGAAGCUACAGUAAUGGUAGAACAGACAGUUUCUCAGAUUAGAACAGUGUUUGCUUUUGUUGGAGAAGGUUCUGCAAUAAAAUCGUUCUCAGAAUGCAUGCAGAGACAAUUGAUUAUUAGUAAGGGAGAAGCGUUGAUUAAAGGAGUUGGAACUGGUGUAUUCCAGACGGUGACGUUUUGUUCUUGGGCUUUAAUUGUGUGGAUUGGAGCUCUUGUUGUUGUAGCCAAAAGAGCUCAAGGAGGCGAUGUUAUAGCUGCAGUUAUGAGCAUCCUCUUUGGAGCCAUAUCAAUCACAUAUGCAGCACCAGACAUGCAAAUCUUCAACCAGGCAAAAGCCGCAGGAAAAGAAGUGUUUGACGUGAUAGACAGAAAAUCUUUGAUAAGUUAUGAUUCAAAAGGGGAGAUUAAUCUUGAAAAGAUUAAUGGAAACAUCGAGAUAUGUGAUGUUCAUUUUGCUUACCCAUCACGCCAUGAAAAAAUGAUUCUACAGGGAUUCUCCUUAUUAAUCCCCGCAGGAAAGGUUGUGGCUUUAGUGGGUAGUAGUGGUUGUGGUAAAAGCACCAUCAUCUCUCUGGUUCCAAGAUUCUAUGAUCCUGAAAAAGGUGAGGUCUUCGUUGACAAUCAUAAUGUCAAGAAUCUUGAUGUAAAGUUCCUACGAAAAAAUAUAGGAGCUGUUUCGCAAGAGCCAGCACUGUUUGCUGGCACAAUCAAGGAUAACAUGAAGGUAGGAAACAAAUAUGCCGAUGAUGAACAGAUCCAGAGAGCAGCAACAAUGGCAAAUGCACACACUUUCAUAUCCCAAUUACCGAAUCAGUAUUUAACAGAUGUAGGACAAAGGGGUGUACAGUUAUCCGGGGGACAGAAACAGAGAAUUGCAAUUGCAAGAGCUAUAUUGAAAAACCCUCCGAUUCUUUUGCUUGAUGAAGCAACAAGUGCACUUGAUUCAGAGUCUGAAAAGCUGGUUCAAGAUGCACUCGAGAGUGCAAUGAGAGGAAGAACAGUCAUCUUAAUUGCACACAGGAUGUCCACCAUUGUUAAUGCGGAUAUGAUUGUAGUUGUUCAAAAUGGACAAGUUACAGAGACAGGAACACACAGUAACUUGCUACAAACCAGCGAGUUUUACAGCAACUUAUUUAGCAUGCAGAACAUCAACACAGAAGAUGACGUAUCUUCCACUAAGGAAACAGAAAAGAAAGAUCAACAGGUUUCUGAAGAACUCGUGCAACUUGAUACACCUAUAGAAACUAACAAAACCCUAAAAGAUACACCCAAAGAACAAGAAGAUGGGAAUGUGGAAAGAGUUGAAAAAAGGGAAAGAGAUAUAUUUUUCAGAAUCUGGUUUGGCUUAAACAACCAAGAAUUUGUCAAGAUUGCUGUUGGCUCUUGUGCUGCUGCUUUUUCUGGCAUCUCAAAGCCUGUUUUUGGCUUCUUUAUUAUAACAAUCGGAGUUGCUUAUUAUAAACAUGGAGCUAAAGAGAAAGUCGGAUGGUAUUCAUUACUCUUUUCUGCAAUCGGUUUGCUUUCGCUUUUCAGCCAUACUUUACAACAUUACUAUUAUGGAGUAAUUGGAGAAAAAGCAAUGACAAACCUCCGAAAAGCUUUAUACUCGGUGGUGCUUCGUAAUGAAUUAGCAUGGUAUGACAAGUCUGAAAACAGUGUUGGUUCACUUACCUCACGAAUCAUCAAUGAAACAUCAACAAUCAAGACUAUAAUAUCUGAUCGAAUGGCUGUAAUUGUGCAAUGUAUUUCUUCGAUCUUGAUAGCUACCAUAGUUAGCAUGAUUGUUAACUGGAGAAUGGGUUUAGUAGCUUGGGCUGUGAUGCCAUGUCACUUCAUAGGUGGUCUAAUUCAAGCUAAAUCUGCAAAAGGGUUUUCAGGAGACACAGCUGCAGCACAUUCAGAGCUUGUCUCCCUUGCUUCUGAAUCUGCAACAAACAUCAGAACUGUCGCUUCUUUCUGUCAUGAAGAACGUAUACUGGAAAAAGCUAAAGUGUCGCUAGAUGCACCAUUGAAAAGGAGCAGAAAGCAAAGUCUCUGGUACGGAUUCAUUCAAGGUGUGUCCCUUUGUUUAUGGAACAUCGCACAUGCUGUUGCUUUAUGGUAUUCGACUGUUUUAGUUGAAAAAAAGCAAGCUAGCUUUGAAGAUGGGAUUAGGUCAUACCAGAUUUUUUCACUUACUGUGCCUUCAAUCACAGAGCUAUGGACUUUAAUCCCCACUGUAAUCUCAGCUGUAAAUGUAUUAACUCCAGUUUUUCAAGCCCUAGAUCGAAGAACAGAGAUUGAACCAGAUGAAACGGAGAACCCACCUUCUAGAAAGAUCAUAGGAGAAAUAGAGUUUCAAAACAUCCAUUUUAGCUACCCAUUAAGACCAGAAGUCAAGAUACUCGAUAAUUUCACUUUACGAAUUGAAGCUGGAUCAAAGGUGGCGUUAGUGGGACCCAGUGGAGCAGGAAAGUCGUCUGUUUUAGCCCUUUUGUUACGAUUCUAUUGUCCACUACAAGGAUUGAUAUUGAUUGAUGGAAGAGAUAUAACGACAUACAAUCUCAGAAACCUAAGGAAACAAAUAGGGUUAGUACAACAGGAGCCUUUGCUUUUUAGUUGCUCAAUAAGGGACAACAUCUGUUAUGGAACAGAAGAAGCUUCAGAAAGUGAAAUCAUAGAGGUGUCAAAAGACGCGAAUAUUCAUGAAUUUGUAAGCAAUUUGCCAGAUGGGUAUGAUACUGUGGUUGGGGAAAAGGGGUGCCAGCUGUCAGGAGGACAAAAGCAACGAAUUGCAAUUGCAAGAACACUGUUGAAGAAGCCUGCAAUCAUGCUUCUUGAUGAAGCAACAAGUGCCCUUGAUGCAGAAUCUGAAAGGGCUGUGGUGAAUGCUAUGGAAUCAAUCAACCGGAAAGGGAAUGGCGGAUUACAUUCCACUCAGGUUACAGUUGCACACAGGCUUUCGACUGUUGUACACUCGGAUUCCAUAAUUGUGAUGGAAAAAGGUAAAGUGGUGGAAAUGGGAACACAUUCAGCCCUUGUUGCAGCAUCCGAAGGAGUUUAUUCUAGAUUUUACAGGAUUCAGAGCAUGAAAAAUUAG